Aethina tumida (small hive beetle) is the source of this 1806-nucleotide messenger RNA. RefSeq lists its product as uncharacterized. The record is from RefSeq and is a predicted model, not a curated record. Gene Ontology annotation, cellular component: mitochondrion. The transcript has 8 exons. The coding region runs from base 38 to 1753 and encodes 571 amino acids. Gene Ontology annotation, molecular function: long-chain fatty acid-CoA ligase activity. Gene Ontology annotation, biological process: fatty-acyl-CoA biosynthetic process; long-chain fatty acid metabolic process. Lineage: Eukaryota; Metazoa; Arthropoda; Insecta; Coleoptera; Nitidulidae.
CAGUAGAACAUAGUACAGUCCGGUUUCUUCUGUUGCGAUGGCAUCAUUGACGAGACGUGUUUUGCUGCGUGGUUUGAGAUGCCACCAGCAAAUCAGAUUGAUCGGCGGUAAUGCCAAUAUUGUGUCGUCGCAUUGUAGUGAUGUUCAGAUAGAUCAAAAGACGGUCCAGGAAUUCAUAUAUCCCUAUUUCGAGAAAUUCUCCAGGUUCACUGCUGUGGAAUGUGGAUUGACAGGUAGAAAGUACACAUAUGAACAACUUCGAAAGAAAUGCAGGAAUCUGAGCAAAAAUCUUCGAACAAAAUUGAAACUAAAUCCUAAGGAUGUUGUUGCCGUUCAUUUACCCAACAUCCCGGAAUUUCCAAUAGUUACUCUGGGAUGUUUGGAAGCUGGAACUAUAGUCACGUCACUUAAUCCAAUAUACACGCCAGAUGAGGUCGCCAGACAACUGAAAGACUCGUCAGCAAAAGCAGUGGUAACCACUGUAGAAAGCAUAGAAACAGUUAAACAAGCUUUAUCCAUUAACAAGACUUUUCUACCAAUCAUUGCCAUCAAAACUGAGUCAAACCAAGCAGUUCCUCAAGGAAUCAUAUCGUUUAACGAUUUUACCGACACCGAAGUUAACAUUCCGGAUUUCCACGAGGGCAACCACAAUGAAACUACCUUUUUACCCUACUCCAGCGGCACCACCGGAUUACCCAAGGGCGUUAUGCUUUCCCACCGCAACAUAGUGGCCAAUUUGGAACAGAUCAGACACCCAAGCCUCAACUUCUUAGAAGAAGUUACAGAUAGUCACCAGGAUGUGAUUCCUGCCGUAUUACCAUUUUUCCACAUUUACGGUUUUACGGUCACCAUGUUGCAAUCGUUCAUUAAAGGUGUGAAACUUGUGACGAUACCGAAAUUUACCCCGGAAAAUUACGUGAGUGUUUUGGAGAACAAUAAAGUUACAGUUAUAUACGCCGCCCCACCGUUAAUUCUGUUUUUAACCAACCAUCCCAUGGUGGAGAAAAGACAUCUGCAACAUCUGAAGAAUAUCAUGUCUGGUGCAGCUCCUCUUGGGUCGUUGGAUGAGGAGAAGUUCUUGGAGAAGGCUGACUAUAAAGUAAAUAUGAUUCAAGGGUACGGCUUAACAGAAACCUCACCAGUAGUAAGCACUUUAACGAAAGAGCUCCAACAACAAUUUAAAUGUGCUGGCUCAAUCGGACUGCCAUUGCCCAACACUCAAAUGAAGCUGGUAGCUAUUGAUGACCCCACCGGAACACCACUAGGCCCGAAUCAACAGGGGGAACUGUACGUAAAGGGGCCGCAAGUUAUGCAGGGGUACUUCAACAAACCCAAGGAAACGGAUGAGGUGUUCCACGAAGGUUGGUUCAAAACCGGUGAUCUGAUGUACUACGACGAGAACAAAUUGUUUUAUGUGACGGACAGACUAAAAGAGUUGAUCAAAGUUAAAGGUUUUCAAGUGGCUCCGGCAGAACUAGAGGAACUUCUCAGGAACUUUCCAAAUGUCUCAGAUGCCGCGGUCAUCGGUAUUCCCGAUAUGAUCAGCGGGGAACUACCGAGAGCGUACGUCGUCCCCAAAGCAAAUGCCAAGAUCAAUACGGACGAAUUGUACAAUUAUGUGGCUGAAAAAGUUGCACCGUACAAAAAACUCAAGGGUGGAAUCGAAGUGCGAGAUUCCAUCCCCAAGAAUGCUAGCGGAAAGAUUAUGAGGAGGCAGCUGAAGUUGGAAUACCUCGAACAGAAUCCCGAAUAAUUUUAAGUGUUACUAUAUUUUUGUUUUUUAUUAAUAAAUGUUUUGUUAAAGUU